Molecule: messenger RNA, 3502 nt
Organism: Protopterus annectens (West African lungfish)
Lineage: Eukaryota; Metazoa; Chordata; Ceratodontiformes; Protopteridae
Gene: TXNDC12
Product: thioredoxin domain containing 12
Exons: 7
Coding region: 143-649 (168 amino acids)
Cellular component (GO): endoplasmic reticulum
Source: RefSeq, a predicted model, not a curated record
CCCAUCCUCCUGAUUCAACAUUCCCCUUACCAAAGUGCCUCCAUAUCCGGUACUUCAUUUCCUCCUUCGUACCGAAGCCGGAGAGGUUGGUAUUUACAAACGAAGAGGAGUUCUUGGUACUGUCCUAAUUCGGGAAACGAGGAUGUAUUUGCAGUCACUGCUGCUUGGAGGAUUUGUGGUUUCGUCGCUUGUCUUCGUUUCCGUUCACGGUUCGGGUCUCGGAAGGGGUUUUGGUGACCACAUACACUGGCGAACGUUUGAAGAUGGGAAGAAAGAGUCAGCAGCCAGUGGCUUACCAUUGAUGCUUGUAAUCCAUAAGUCAUGGUGUGGAGCAUGCAAAUCAUUAAAACCCAAGUUUGCAGAUUCCAAAGAAAUCUCUGAACUGGCUCAUAAUUUUGUCAUGGUUAAUGUUGAGGAUGAAGAAGAGCCAAAGGGAGAGGGUUUCAGCCCAGAUGGGGGCUAUAUUCCACGGAUCCUAUUUUUGGAUCCUGAGGGAACAGUACAUCCAGAGAUAGUUAAUCGACAAGGGAACCCCAGCUAUAGAUACUUCUACAGCAGUGCUGAACAAGUGGUUGCAGGAAUGAAGGAAGCACAAGACAAGUUAACAGGGGAUGCCUUCAAGAAGCAACAUCAUGGAGAGGAACUAUAGAUUAGCCCAUCUGCUAGUUCCAGCCCCAAUCCAGGCACAUUUUCUGAGAAUGAAAUAAAAAUGUUCUUCCUAAAACAUCUGUAGACUGAGGAAUGUAAUCUAGUCACUGGAAACAGAAACACUUUUCUCCAUUGCGAAGUGACAAGAAGAUUCCUGUAUACAAGUUCUACAUCGGACCUUUUCUGUAUACAUUGUAGUCAUUGUGUAAUCUAACUGAAUUUGCCCUAUGGGGCAGAAAAAGGGCAGAAAAAGUAAACUUGAUGUGGAGUAAGAACAAGCCAUUGGUCUGUAAUACUGCAAAUGCCUGCAUUUAUCACGUCUGCUGAACACAAAGCAUUAAUCUUUUGACACUGCUCCUUCUGAUUGGCCACAGUGAGAUCGUUGCUUUUUGAUGUCAGAACAAACCCAUUGGGGACCAAUGUUCAACAUUAUGUCUCCAUUCUUAGACUAGCAGGUUGUUCAGUUUUAAAUACUUGAUGUAAAUGUUGGUGUAAUGAAUGCAGUAACGCAGACACGUAACUUUGAUCUGAAGUGAGCUGUAUCCUUUAAUGUCAAAAUUAGAUUCUUAAUCCUAAUAUUGCAGGUUUAGUGGCAGGAAAUUUUAUUGUGCUUAUCUUGUCAAGAGUCCCCUAAAUAUCUAGUUAAGUAGUCCCUCAUGCUUUUUACUGGACUGAAAAUUUUAGGAAAGCUGUUGUUUACAGGAGUUUGACCUUUUGAAGCAAAUGCUGCGUUUCUUUGGAUGCCGAGGUCUGUUUUUGUUGUUUAUCUUGGCCUCCCUUCUUCAGUCCCUUUUGAUUUGACUUUAUCCAGAUUGCCAGCUGUUUGGGACAUGGGUCCUGUGUUGCACACUUUCUUUUACUGCUUCUUGCAGCAUGCCAUGCAUUUCAUCUGUAGGUCAGCUUUUGGGAAGUGUUACAGAAGUAGGCAUAUACUGUUUGAUAUGUUUUUCUUGUAUUGUCCUAACGGAGGAUGUGUAGCACGCACAACUACAUUUUACAUAAUUUAAUAUGUUAGCUGAAAUGAAAGUGCUGCAUUUGAUACUGCUAAAUAAGUUUUGUACAAUGCCAGUGAUAUUUUAGUACUUUUGCAGAUUUUUGUGGGCUCAAAUUUAUUUUGCUGUUGGAUGGAGUCCAACAGCUUGUUUCUCUGUUAUUCACUGGUUGGAGGCCAGACGUAUUACAGAUCUGUACACCAACCAGAGGUGCCAUGGAAGUGAAUGGUUAAUAUUCAGGAGGGUUUGUACUAACGUGCACAAAAUCUGACUUGUGGCUUAGACUGGUAUCUUUGAAGUUUAUGAACUAUGUGAAACUGUAAUAUUCAAGAAAUUCUGAUCAUUUGCUUCUGUAGGUUUCUGUAGCUAGAUUGCUGGAAGAACCUGAGCCUCCCCACCAGGAGAGGAGAGGUCUUUCCAGCACUGUGGGUAAGAGGAUUAUCAUUUGCCUGUUAUGAAAAGUAGGACCAGUUGUACGAGCAUGUAUGGUGCGAAUAGCAUCCACAUACAUUAAAAGUAUUAAAAGAUUCUAUCCAUCCAUCCUGAAUCUCUUUUCCCAUUUUUGCACAUGGGGUCUGAUUAUAUAUUAAAAAAAAAAUUUUCUUGUUUCAAGUUUCCACCUGCUGACCUCCACUUUGGGAUAUUAUCCACCCCCCCCUCCCCCCCCCCCGUUUUGUUCCUUUAGGAGCAAAGGCAGGGCAAUAGAUCGUCAAACAGCAAGGUUAUUUUUCAAUGUUCUGUCUACAGUUCCUUUUUCUGUGGCAACCAGUGAGCAUGUCCAACUGUGGAUUUCUCUCACUACCAAUCACUGCUUUAUUACUGUGAGCCCUAUGACCCUGCUGGGGAGCUACCGGAUGGUGAUGCUAUGCCAUGUCCUCUGCCUAAGGGAAGAGAGCUGCUGCUACUGGAGACUUCAGUUUUCCUUUCCUAAAUUCCCACUCAUGCUUGUGUCUAGUGUGAGUUAGUCGUACUAUUGCCACCACACCAAGGAGCCAUUUGACAAUCCAAAAGCUAAAUGUGCCCAAGGGGAAUCUGUAAUGUGCCUCUCUCACUAGGAGACUGUUGGUAAGCCUUCCUUUAGGAGUGAGAGAACACAGACCACAUAAAGCUUCUAUUGGAAGAGUUUGGUUUAGGAACUUUGAACAAGUUUGAUUUUCUCCCCACCAGCAGAGAUUCCGUAAUCUUUGAUUAUUAUUAAAACAGCUGGCUAUUUUUUUCAGUCCAGUAGAAAGUAGCAGUUUUAAUUUUCUCAGAAAAGAUGUUAUUUUCUGGGGCAGAUGUUUCAGUACAGCAUUUUCUUGUAGAGUUAAUAAUACUUGAAAUCAUAUUUCACUGCAGCAUUUUGUAAACUUUUUGUUGUGUAAUUUGAGAUGUGCCUGAGAAUGGAUACUGAUUUUAUGAUUAACAUUUGCAACGUUAAGAGUUUUGGCCUCCUCUUUGAUGUAAUUCAGUCUGAUUUUCUUCUUUAUGUUUUUAAAUCAUCUUAACUGUACUAGUUUACAGAUUCAUUUUGAAAUGUAAACUGUUUAUUUGGGAUGCUGUAGAGAGAAUGUAUAUACAUCACAUUUAUCUGUAUUUUCCUGGAGCAGUGACAAUAGUAUAAAAACACUAUUAUUCUCAAGGGGAUGUUACAUUUUUGUGCUGUGCAUUGAACAAAGUGGUAGACAGACAUACGGAGUACCAAUGCAUGCAUGUCAACACUUGCAGUUUUUGCAUAAUUUACUGCCAAAGUCUGCAUUUUUUUUUUUUAGUUUACUUAACUGUUUUUUUUCAAUGUAUAUUGCAUUCUACUUGGUUUUCGGGUAGAAUGUUGUGCUGAUAGGGUUUCUAAAAUUCAGGAAUAAAAUAUUUUUAUAAUGGUA